This is a messenger RNA of Zerene cesonia (dogface butterfly), 1207 nucleotides long. Its product is annotated as leukocyte receptor cluster member 1 homolog. The transcript has 2 exons. The coding region runs from base 51 to 920 and encodes 289 amino acids. NCBI's taxonomy places the organism in Eukaryota, Metazoa, Arthropoda, Insecta, Lepidoptera, Pieridae. The record is from RefSeq and is a predicted model, not a curated record.
GUUCGUAGAUCAUUUAAUCUGUUUCUUCAUCCUUUUGAUAAAAAGUUAUAAUGAAUAUUCUUCCAAAGAAAAGGUGGCAUGUGCGGACUAAGGAAAAUAUAGCUAGAGUCAGACGUGACGAAGCCGAAGCAGCGGAAAAAGAGAGACAAGAAAAACGGAGGAUUGACCAAGCUGACCGUGAAUUGCGUCUUAAUAUUCUAAAGCAAAAAAGCAAACAAAAGUUAGAUAAUUUACAUACUACUUUCCCAACAAAUGAUACUCAAGAAGUUGAAGCUAUAACACAGGAACAUGUUAAUUUGUUUGCUGAUAUUGAACAUUCAGUUAGUACUACCAAUAAGGAACAUGAUAGAGAAGUAACUGAAAGGAAAGAAGAGUAUGAAAAGAAGAUUGGGUAUUUAACAUAUCUUGGACAGGAUACAAAUGAGGCACUUGGGAAGAAAAAUUGGUAUGAAGUAUUACCCGAUUCAUCAAGAUUUUGUAGACCUGACUACAUAAAGGAUACUUAUGAUAAAUUGGUACUCAAAGAUGAAGAUGGUAAACCGAAGACAAAAGAAUGUGAUGUGAAAGAUGGAGAAAUUAACUGGAAAUCUAAACAGCGACAUGACCCAAUUAAUGCAUUCAAAAAAUAUUGUAAUUCAGAAAAAACACACAUGGAAAAUAAAAGUAAAAAUAAAGCAGUUGUUGUGACAAAUUCAAAACAUAAAAAAGAUUCAAGCAAUAAAUCAGAUAAAGAAAUCAAACUUCAGAAGCUUCGAGAAGCAAGACUUAAAAGAGAACAAGAAGAAAAACAAAAGACUGUUUUAUUUUUAACUAAAUUAAAUGGUGGUCCAACAGUGGAAGAUAAAGAAAAGCCUAAAAAACUAAUGCCAAAGUACAAUUCACAAUUCAAUCCAGAGCUUGCAAGACAAAAUUACAGAUAAGACACAAAUACUUUUAUAGUCAGAGUACCUUCAUCUUCAUGUCCUUCCCUUUUCCUGUCCCACAAAAUAAAUUAGUAAAACUGUUAUUAGGAAUCUCCUUAAAAUCAAAAGUAUUUGUUUGUUCAUUGUAAGCUCAAGAUUUAUGGGUUCUGAUCAAUGAUCGACAGAUGGGAACUUGAAAGUAAAUAUUUAUUGAUUGUGCAAAUAUAAGUUUAUUUUAUAACAUAAUAUUGUAAUAAUCCUUUAUGGUCCGUUAUAGUGUGAGGUAAAUAAAUUAUUUAUAGAAA